AUGAGCGAUCACGAAAACUCUAAUAUCGAAGAAGUCAUUACUAAGAUUAAAAGCCUACCUGUUGCUGAAAGAGUCAAAGCAGUAGCUCUCUUUUAUCACUUAAAACGCAAGCAACAAUACGAAGAAGAGUUGGAAGAACAAGUUCAGAAACUCACUAUCGAAUAUGAUCACUUGAAUCUCCCUCUCUAUUAAAAAUAAAACGAAUUGAUUCUUGGAUAAAGAGCUGCCACUGAUAUUGAACUAUCCAAUUCAGAUAAAUUUUUAAGUGAAGCAGAAAAGGCAAUUGUGCAUGAAAACAAUACAGCUGAACCCAUAGAUGACUAUUGGUAUAAGGCACUCAAAAAUUCAGUUGUUAUUGCUGAUGUAUGUUAAGAAAACGAGAAGGAUUGGGAUGUUUUGAAAUCACUAACUAAAGUAGAAUUAGAUUUUGAAGAAAACACUCACAAUUUCACAAUCAAACUGACCUUUGCUCCAAAUGAGUAUUUUACUAAUACCGUACUUACUAAGAGAUUCAUAUUUGAAAAAGCAGAAGAGACUCCAGUAAAAAGUGAAUCAACCUAAAUUGAAUGGAAAGAAGGCAAGAAUGUCACUCAAAAGAAGGUUUCAAAGAAAUAAAAGAAUAAGAAAACUGGAGCAUCUAGAACUGUUGAUAAAGUUGUUGACUCUCCUAGUUUCUUUGGAUUCUUCAAAGACUUUGAUCUUACAAAUAAGAAAGACCUUGAUGAAGAAGAAGUUGAAAAAUAUGAAAAUUUAAUGAAUGAACAUUUUGACAUUGCCACAGAAUUUCUUGAUUCCAUUGUUCCUUGUUCAUUGGAAUUGUUCUUAGGAUUACAACCAGAAAUGGCAGAAUUAGAUGAUGAUGAUGAAAAUGACGAUGAAGAUGAUGAGGAUGAUGAUGAUGACGAAGAGGAUAAAAAGAAAUCUAAAAGAAAGAAGUCGAGCAGCAGCAAGGGUGAUAAGAAUGAAGGCAAGAAAACUGAAAAGCCAGAAUGCAAAUAAUAAUGAUCUAUGUGUUGAUAUAUAUAUAUUAAAAAACAGACAAUCUUCAUUAA
Paramecium tetraurelia is the source of this 1052-nucleotide messenger RNA. RefSeq lists its product as uncharacterized. NCBI's taxonomy places the organism in Eukaryota, Ciliophora, Oligohymenophorea, Peniculida, Parameciidae. Gene Ontology annotation, biological process: nucleosome assembly. Gene Ontology annotation, cellular component: nucleus; chromatin. Gene Ontology annotation, molecular function: chromatin binding; histone binding. The transcript is spliced from 4 exons. The record is from RefSeq and is a predicted model, not a curated record.